Molecule: messenger RNA, 3566 nt
Organism: Strongylocentrotus purpuratus (purple sea urchin)
Lineage: Eukaryota; Metazoa; Echinodermata; Echinoidea; Camarodonta; Strongylocentrotidae
Exons: 20
Coding region: 192-3458 (1088 amino acids)
Source: RefSeq, a predicted model, not a curated record
GUGAAUCAGCAAUCCUUUUGCCACAUUUUGGUGUUACAAAACUGUUAAUCAUUUGAAAAUGGUUUAAACUAUCUCAGAACUGAUGAAAGGAUAUAUUCUUCGAACAAUUUUGUGUUUUCUGGUAAGAGAAUUUUUCAAAUUUCUACUCUCAUGAAGUUUCCCUGCUGUUUGGUAUAUGAUAUGCAAGUAGAAUGAGCUCCAUACAUCACAGUGACUUGGUAGAGGUUGGAGAAGAUGGAGCAAUCAUCAGAAUACAAGAUUUACUUGACGGCUGGGAACACAUUGUUUAUGCUCAGCAUAAUGGAUCACCACUUUCCAACAGUCAUCCAGCAUUCAGGGUUAAAAUUGUGCAAUUAGGCAAAGAUGCAUCAAUUGGAAUAGGAAUUAGUUCCAGUCCAAUUGUUCAAGAGAUAAAUAAUGAUGAAGAAGAACAGAAAUCAUCAGACAGAUCUCGGGAUGCUCUCAUGUUCCAUAGUGAUAAUGGAGCUGUAUCAACACCUAAUCACGAGAGAAGAAGAAACGAAUCCUCUAGCUUUGGUGAAGGGGACGUGAUAACACUUGUCAUAGAACAACUCACUGCAUAUAAAUCAUUAGUUUGUGUUUGGAAGAAUGAUAAGAUCCAGUGUCGGCAGUGGGUUACAAUACGAGCCGAGAACCUCUAUCCUACAAUCAAUGCCUGGUGGGGCCCAGCAGAGCUACAGGUGGAGUGGCUUAGUUCAACUGUACCUCAGUUAUCCAUGACUAACCUGAAUCAAUGGAUGUCAUCUAGUAACAUGAAGGUAGAGGGUGAUAAACUCAGUGUCUCUGAUGAUAAGAAGGGAAUCAUCCAGUCACCAUGUGCAUUCCAAGAGGGUUCUAGUAUGUAUUUUGAGACGAGCCUAGAGUCAAUGGGUGAAUGUGAAGCAGAUGAGGAGCAAGAAGGUCCGCUGAUAGGACUGACGUCAUCAACCUGGUCAGGACAUGAAGGGUUACCUGGAAAAUCAGAGUAUUCAAUUGCUUAUGAUACAGCUAAGGGAAAGAUACUCAAUGGUGGACAUGCUUCAAAAGGGAAGAACCUAGGCGAGACUGGGAAGUGUAAAGCAGGAGAUAGGAUCGGGUGUGGUCUUCUCCUUUUUGAAGCAGAUAAAGCUACGACAGCUACCCAGAUGGUGGUAGUGUACUUCACCAGGAAUCAAUCUGUUGUACAUCAUUGUAAUGUUACACAGUCUACAGGAGGUUUCUACCCUACAUGUGCAUUUGUCAGUAAAGGUUCCAGUGUUAGAUUGAACAUGACUGCUUCUGUACCAGCGCUUCCAGACAAGACAGAUUGGUUAGCGAAAGCAAAGAGAGCACUAGAUUUCCCUGGACUGGGAAGUUUUGAGGCUUCCGUUGAAAGGGAUGAGAAUAGAAAGCAUGAAGAAGGAGUUACCCAGGGUUACUUCCGUUUCUCUGAAGCUGUUGGUUGCCCAACGAGUGAUGUUAUCAAACCCCACUCUGAACUCAAUGAUGGAAAGCUGCUACAGCUACUCAAGACAAUCACACCUUCAGAACCUUACUUCACUAUCAAGAUAGAAGAACUAGAUGAUGGCAAUAAAGUUUGUGUAGGAGUUAGCAGAGGAGGACAGAGUUGUGGGAGUAUACCUGGUUCUCUCAUAGACUCGGCAGGUUAUGCUUCUCAAGGUGAAAUACUCAUGGGCAGUGAUGGACACUUUACAGCUGAAAAAUUCAAGAAAGGUGAUGUGAUUGGUGUGAAUGUGCAGUUCCUGGACCUGACUAAAGUUGUUCAGUUCAUCAAGAAUGGAAGCUUGAUGGGUCAGAGCAUUAUCAAGGGAAGCAACAAGGAUAUCUAUCCUAGUCUAGGAUUUCGAGGUCUACCAGCAACUGUACAUGUGACGUGGCCAUCCGCACGACCUGACCCACCACCUACCUUCUCAAAGGACAACUUUGAGAACUGGCUGAAAAGUCCUGGCAUCUUGAUGAAUGGAAGUAGACUGUGCUGUGAGAAGAAAACUCGGGAGCUUAAAAGCAGCAUACUUGUUUCACCUCAACCACUGUGUCAUGCAUGGAGUUACUAUGAAGUACAGAUAAACUGCAAGAAGCUUUCUACUGACUCUCAGAAGGUAUUAAAGGCUCCUUCCAUUGGACUGACUAACUGCAUGAGACCCUCCAAGUACAAACAUAUCAUCAAUAACAAAGAAGCAAGAGAUACCCGCUACUACUGUCACACCAACUCCAUUGGCUACAUGGACUACCUCAAACAUGAAAUGCUCCCAGUGAAGAGAUUCAUAGCAAGUGGUGACCGGAUUGGUUGGGGCUUGAUGUACCCAGCCUCUUCUAAGAACAUUCCUAGUGAUCUAACCAGACAGAUUGUUAUUGUGUAUUGCUGCAUCAAUGGAGAGAUCGUCUAUCACAAACCUAUGGAGCAACCCGGUGGUGGUCUCUAUCCAGUUGUAACCCUCUACAGAUAUGGGGAAGAAGCUUCCUUGCUGAUCGACCAGACUCCACCUCGAUUCCCUGACAUGUUGAGUUGGUAUGAAGAAGCCGACGCCUUCAAGAUGGAGGUUGAUAAACAACGUAAAGCUGCCGAAUUUGUGCUAUAUCUUCCAUACCUCAUGCGCACUAUCUUGCCCUCAAAACAAAAGUUUCGCCGAGGUCAGUACAAGCAGACAUCAGCUGAUAGACGAGCUAGACCUGCAACUCCAUGUAAGCGACCUGACAAUCAUCUGAAGAGAAACACUGUCUAUAUUCACUGUGAUUCAGAGAGAUACAAUGAAGCUACUCAUAUACAAGCCAGACUAGACACAAAGGGGCUUGUAACAAGACUCCUUCCUGAAGACAAGCUCAACAGCUCUGACAUCACCAGUCUGAUCGACGAUCACGUCUCCUCCUGCACGUCGGUGGUCUGCUGUAUGGGUCCAGAGAUAAGUCAGACCAAACACAUGGGCAAAGUCCUGGACCUAGCCCAGAAGAGAUCCAAACCAGUGUUACCCUUCAUACUGGAAUCAGUCAAAUGGCCUCCAGAGGGCAGCCUUCAAAAGGAGUGGCAGAAACUUGUCAUGCAUAAGAUUGAGACGAGCGGAGACUUUGACUGGGCCAUAGAACAGAUUGAAGAGAAGACAUUGAAUCUCAAGGACAAAGGCUACAAUGGUAAAGAGAUCCGGGUUGUUGAAGGAAAGGGAGCCAAGAUGCUCUAUUCAGAUGCUCAGAAAGGAAACAAGACGAUCAACGAGAGCAGUGAUCCUAAUGCUCUCAAGAAAGCCAUAGCCGAUGCUGAUCGUCAUAAGUUGCAGUCGAUAGGUAGCGAUGACUUCCCAGAGACCAAUGGUGGGGGUGACCGUGGGGCUACUGGAGGAGGGGGAAGGUCAUUCUCUUUCACCUCUCUCAAGGAACCAAAGAAGACGUUUGAUGACGGGCCUAGGAGACCACAUUCCAGUCAUGGAGGGCGUGUCAAUCAGUCAAAGACUUGUAUUAUACUCUAAAAGAUUCAAAACAGUUGUUGCUACCUUGUUUGGCGUUCAACAAUAAGGGAUAGAGCAACGUCGAUCUGGGGCUGCUCGGUGGCUGUCGGGCUCACGAUCAAUUGGGCA